GAAGGUGUCACAUUAUCCACCUAUAAAACCACAUGUAACUGACUACUCUUUACGCAACACAACCACACACACACACACAGUAGUGUUUAGUUGAAGGAUAAUUAAUCCCAUCAAAAUUCAAAAACAUGGCCACUGAGGGAACUUCAACAACAAUCCUUCCUGAUCUUCCUGAUAAAUACAGAGUUUUCUUGCAUUUGGAGCCUCCAUCUAUUAGUUGGAGGCAUGGUAAACCCCCAACUUAUGGAAUUGUUAACCAGCUUUUUGAAGAGGGAAGAACCAAGGAAUGGCCAAAAGGAUCCUUAGAAGAAAUAGUUCAAAAUGCUGUCAAAUCAUGGGAAAUGGAGCUUUCCCACAAGAUUAAAUUACAGGAUUUCAACACCAUAAAUCCUCACAAGUUCAAGCUUUUUGUUAAUGGAAGAGAAGGGCUUUCAGGAGAAGAAACACUGAGAAUUGGAAGCUACAAUGCAUUCCUAAAGAGUCCGUUACCAGAGGAAUUUCAAUAUUACAAAGCAGAGGAAGAGACAUUUGAAUCAUCUCACGAUGCAUUUAGGUCUUGUUUUCCAAGAGGAUUUGCAUGGGAAGUUAUUGAAGUUUAUUCACCUCCUCCUUUGAUUGCCUUCAAGUUUAGGCAUUGGGGUUUUUUUGAAGGACCUUUCAAAUCACAUUCCCCAACUGGUGAAUUGGUUCAAUUCUCUGGCUUGGCAACUCUCAAGGUUGAUGAAUCACUGAGGGUUGAAGAAGCUGAAGUGUAUUAUGAUCCAGCUGAGCUAUUUGGAGGUCUUUUGAAGGGAAAAAUUACUGCCUCAGAAUCCCAAACCAAAGACAAUGUGAAAGAAGAUUUAGCAGCUUCAGUUGGCUGCCCAUUCUUCAAACCAAAGGAGUGAUAAGAUGUUAAUGCAACCUUCAAUAAUAAAUUCUAUGUACCAAAUUCCGAAAGGGAAAACUUGGCUUUCCAGAUAGGCUCACACAUCAGAGCAUUAUCUAUUUCUGUUACUUUGUUUAGUAGAUGCAGUAACACAAGUACUAAUAUAAAUCUUCCAUUGCUAUUAAUGAUUAUAUAAGUUAAGCUAGCAGGCUACAACCAACAUAAUUCACAAACUUCAAAAA
Molecule: messenger RNA, 1107 nt
Organism: Cucumis sativus (cucumber)
Lineage: Eukaryota; Viridiplantae; Streptophyta; Magnoliopsida; Cucurbitales; Cucurbitaceae
Product: pathogen-related protein
Exons: 4
Coding region: 126-884 (252 amino acids)
Source: RefSeq, a predicted model, not a curated record